Messenger RNA from Petromyzon marinus (sea lamprey), 1162 nucleotides. Lineage: Eukaryota; Metazoa; Chordata; Hyperoartia; Petromyzontiformes; Petromyzontidae. The record is from RefSeq and is a predicted model, not a curated record.
AGGCCUUGGUGGAGUCGCUACCCCCGUAACCUGAUCCAGUUCGGAAAAGCGGGCCGAUAUUGAUGGAUUGAUUGAACCGUUUUGAAACCGUUUUAACCCCCCUGAUGCUGAACCGCUCUGCCCUUCCUCUGCAGGGUCGCGAGAGAGGGCCCACAGGGUGGCCUGCGUCCCGGGGAUGGGCAACCCAUCCCCCAGCGGCCACUACUUCAACAACGCGUGGCGGUCGGUGCUCUGUGACAAUAGGCCAUUCGACAGCCCGGCCGACGUCCGAAAGUGCCUCAGGCACAAGGAGGUGAUCUUCCUCGGGGACUCCACCAUCCGCCAGUGGUGGGAAUACCUCAACUCGUUCGUCAAGGGUAAGGCAAUGUGGCACCUUGGUGGCCUUCUGUGCGUAACGAGGCACAGAAACCCGUGGGCGUCCACAUCUCGAAGGCGUAAACGACGCUGCACCUUCGAUAGAUUGGAAAAAGAGCGCCGCAUGAGAGACGCCAUUCGGUCACCCCCACUGCUCUGGGUCCUUCUGCGCGCAGCUCCCUCGCGUGCGGGAAGACUCUUCCACCGGGCGCGUGCGGUGGGGCGGAGCGACUGUCCAGGCAUUCACCGCCACCCCUCUCCCCCAUCCUCCUCAGAGCUGAAGCUCGUGGACCUGGGAAAGAAUGGCAGGCAGGACCCGAGGAUGGCGUUGGACAGCGAGAACAGCAUCCUGAUGAGUUGGCACUGCCACACGUACCCGCUCAUCACCUCCUUCUUCACGCACAAGGAGGAAAUGAUCAACGCCGCAAAGCGCAUCGACGCGACGGUGGGCGGGGCCAACACGGUGAUCGGGAUCUGCCUGGGGGCCCAUUUCACCGCCUUCCCGCUGGACGUCUUCCGCCGGAGGAUCGGGAACAUCGGCGCGGCCGUGGGCCGGCUGCUAGCGAGGAGCCCGCGGACAAAGGUGGUGGUGAAGCUGGCCAACACGUGCACGCCCGGCAGCUUGGAGAUAUUCAACAACUGGAACACGUUCCGCAUGAACCGGAUCACCAUGGAGGCGUUCGCGGGCCUCAAGGUGGCGUUUGUCGACGCGUGGGACAUGACGCUGUCGGUGGGGUCUCGGAAUAUUCACCCGGACAGGAUCGUCGUGAAGAACGAGGUCGAUCUCUUCCUGUCGUACGUUUGUUGA